Didymosphaeria variabile is the source of this 1575-nucleotide messenger RNA. RefSeq lists its product as uncharacterized. Gene Ontology annotation, cellular component: membrane. Gene Ontology annotation, molecular function: transmembrane transporter activity. Lineage: Eukaryota; Fungi; Ascomycota; Dothideomycetes; Pleosporales; Didymosphaeriaceae. The coding region runs from base 1 to 1575 and encodes 524 amino acids. The record is from RefSeq and is a predicted model, not a curated record. Gene Ontology annotation, biological process: transmembrane transport. The transcript has 5 exons.
AUGGCCCGUUCAGUACACAGCGACGUGCACGCCGCACCCGAUGUUAAACAUGAUAACGCCAAUGUUGAGCGUGUGUUGUCGACAGAUGAAAAGGCCGAGCACAUUAACUAUGACCGUAUCGACGACGAACUAGCGAAAUAUGCCAACGCUGAAGCCAUCGAGAUCACACCGGAGGAGAACAAGAGACUGAAGCGUAUGAUUGACAAGCGCGUGCUGCCGAUCAUGGUUUUCACGUACUUUUUGCAGGCACUGGACAAAGGAACCAUGUCUUUUGCUAGUAUCAUGGGUCUACGGACUGACAUUCCCGUUUUAUCGGAUAACAGCAAGUUUGCUUGGCUCACUACUUGUAUCUACAUCGCUGUGCUGAUCGUUGAGUUUCCGACGAACUGGUUGAUUCAGAGGGUGCCCAUCGCCAAAUACCUAGGGUUCAAUAUUAUGGCAUGGUCAGCUGUCCUCGCCCUACACGCUGCCUGCAAGAGCUUUCCCGCCUUGGUCGCCGUCAGGACACUGCUCGGUAUCUUCGAGGCAGUUUGCCAGCCGACGUUUUUGAUUCUCAGUUCCAUGUGGUACAAGCGAGAGGAGCAAGCACAAAUUGUUACCUACUGGUACAUGAUGAACGGAAUGCAGCAAAUUGUUGGUGGUCUGCUCGCCUACUGCUUCAGUCUAAUCAAGCCGCCGUCGCCAUUGAAGUCAUGGCAAGCCAUCUUCAUGACAUACGGUAUCCUUUCCUUCUUUUGGGGCAUCUUCGUCGUCUGGUGGCUUCCUGACAGUCCUAUGCGCGCAAAGUGCUUUUCCGAGGAAGACAAGAAACUCAUGAUUGAGCGUGUCCGGUCCAACCAAACUGGUCUCCAGAACAAGAAGUUCCGUGUCUAUCAGAUGAAGGAGGCGCUUACCGACCCUCAAUCCUGGUGCUACUGCCUCAUUGCCAUUUGCACUACCCUUCCAACAUCCGGUCUCGGUGGCUUUGCCAACAUCAUCAUCAAGGGCUUUGACUUCUCCGUCCUGGAGACCCAACUUCUUGCCAUGGUCCUCGGCGUAGUCAUUAUCAUUACGCUCAUUUCUGCCACAUGGCUUGCCAACAAAACUCAACAGAAUCUGCUUGUCAUGGCCAUUUAUGUCAUUCCAUCUUUUGUUGGCACCAUCGUACUGAUGACGGUCAAACUCCACAAUAAGGCCACUCAAGUCGGACUUCUGAUCAGCUACUACAUUGUCCUCUCUUUCUGGGCCGCGCAGACGCUCUCCAUGGCGCUACUAUCUCGUAACAUUGCUGGUCAGACCAAGAAGACAACCGUGGUGGCCAUGAACUUCAUCGCCUGGUGCGUUGGGAAUGCCAUCGGACCUCAAGUCUUCCUCUCGCGAGAUGCGCCCCGCUACUUCAUCGCUUUCUCGACCCAUAUGGGUUGCUACGUCUUGCUCGUCCUUGUUAUCGCCUUCCUGCGAUUCAACUUCAUGCUUCGCAACAAAAAGAAGGACCAACUUGCUGCGCAGGUAGCGGAGGCAAACGAUGACCACCUUGUGCACGCUUUCGAUGAUUUGACGGACAAAGAGAACCCGAGUUUCAGGUACAUGUAUUAG